UUCUUGUAAUCGGUUCGCAAAAGCGGCUUCUCUGCAUUUGUUGUUUAUUCUCGAAAAUUCCGCCCAACGAAUGAAAAAUGUUUGGUUUAAUAAUUACUGGACGCCUGCCACAAACGGAUUUUGAGCCCGUGGGUGAAAACAAGUUGCUGAUUAAUGUGCCGGACAUCGAGGCUGUCAACUACAUAGUCGUCUUCCUGACGGGCAUCACACCGCUACCUAUUGGCGCCUCGGCUGCCAUCUAUUUCAGCUGGCCGGACGCGUGUGCGGCACCAACCUGGCAGUACUUGGGUCACAUCGGCAACAACAAGCCCUCGGCGAUAUUCAAGAUAGCACAACUGAAGAAGAGCCAUGAGCUGGGCACGCAUUCAAAUGGCAUGGUCUUUGGCACCCAGGAGAUUUCACACAUAGCGCAGAUCGGCAUCAGCAUAGAGCCGGAGCUGACGGUGGCGCAGCAAACUCCGGCAGUGUCCAGUGCCAACGACAAUAAGCAGUUUGGCCAGCGCAUGCUGGAGAACUUCUUCAACUACGCUUCCAGUUUUUGUGUCUCGCCACAAGACAUCCCCCCUGCCGUGACCGAGUCCUUUGUGCCCUUCUCCGUGGUGCAAAACUGGUACGCCAACUUCCAGCGUCGCAUGGAUCAGAACCCGAACUUCUGGAAGUACUAACAGCGCACCCAAGUACCGUUAAGUGCCCCCCAUCUCCCACUUAUUUUAUAAAUAUUGCAAAUACAUUUGUAUAUAUUCUUUCAGUA
Drosophila guanche is the source of this 751-nucleotide messenger RNA. Its product is annotated as protein OPI10 homolog. The record is from RefSeq and is a predicted model, not a curated record. Gene Ontology annotation, biological process: protein import into nucleus. Bases 78 to 665 code for a protein of 195 amino acids. Gene Ontology annotation, molecular function: Hsp70 protein binding; nuclear import signal receptor activity. The transcript is spliced from 2 exons. NCBI's taxonomy places the organism in Eukaryota, Metazoa, Arthropoda, Insecta, Diptera, Drosophilidae. Gene Ontology annotation, cellular component: cytosol; nucleus.